Messenger RNA from Motacilla alba alba, 6697 nucleotides. RefSeq names its product methyltransferase like 6 (gene METTL6). NCBI's taxonomy places the organism in Eukaryota, Metazoa, Chordata, Aves, Passeriformes, Motacillidae. The transcript has 5 exons. The record is from RefSeq and is a predicted model, not a curated record. The coding region runs from base 621 to 1499 and encodes 292 amino acids.
AGCUCUGGACAUUUUGGCCUCAGUACUGGUUUUGUUCUCUUCUUUAGGUGACGUGGUGUUAUAAAUGCUGUUGUUUUCACCAGGGUUUUCUCACAGAGCUAAGAGCAGGAAGGAGAAAUGCCAAUAUGGAUACACUUUGUUUCAUUAAUUUGAAUGUGACCCUUAAAUGUCAUCUGUUCUUAGAACACUUUUUUUCUGAAGUGUUCUAUAUGAGGUUAAUGAGAAACAAAGCCCUUGCUUUCCCUCUCAAGUCUCUUUUAGUGAAAAUAAAGUUAGAGCGGCAGCAGCUUUUUCUUGUUGGGUGGCUUUCUAGAAUGCAGAGGGAAGACCAGGAGACUCUGAAGUAUCUUCUUUAACGUUGACAUCAGUGCGAUGUUGUAUACAGUUCUUAGUUUAGAUGAAGGUUUUCUGAAAUUAAGAGAAAUCUGGUGACAUGUAAGUCCAUCAGGUGGGACAGAUCACUAAAGUUGUAGUAAGUACAUACUGUAAUUAUUUAUCAUUUUGAAUUCUGCUUCUAGUUCCUCGCUUAUUUUACGUAAGUUAAGUGAUGGAACCAUACACUGAAGAAAAAAAACCAUUCUUGGGUCUUUGGUGUUCAUGUUUGUGUGAAAGAAUCUAGGAUGUUCCAAGAAAAGGUGUCAGCGAAUUGCUUAAAUAUAGUACCAACAUCUACUGAAGAUGGUGCUUUCCAAAAAAAGGGCCAUAGUGCUCGAGUCCUUAGCCCUGAAGAAGCGGAAAAACUGGCAAAAGAUCAGGUUUUGGUGUCUGAGUUCAAACAACUAAAACUGGAGAAAGAGGCACAGAAGAACUGGGAUCUGUUUUACAAAAGAAACAGCACCAACUUCUUCAAAGACAGACACUGGACAACCAGAGAGUUUCAAGAGUUAAAGGCGUGUCGUGAGUUUGCAGAUCAAAAACUGACCAUUCUGGAAGCAGGCUGUGGGGUUGGGAACUGCUUGUUUCCACUCUUAGAAGAAGAUAAGAAUAUUUUUGCAUAUGCCUGUGAUUUCUCUCCUAGAGCUGUUGAGUAUGUGAAGAAAAAUGCCUUAUAUAGUACUGAAAGAUGUAAAGUGUUCCAGUGUGAUCUUACCAAAGAUGAUCUUCUAGACAAUAUACCAGCAGAUUCCGUGGAUGUUGUCACACUUAUAUUUGUGCUUUCUGCCAUUCAUCCUGACAAAAUGCAUCUUGUCCUGAGGAACAUUUACAAGGUAUUAAAACCAGGCAAGUGUGUCCUGUUCCGAGACUAUGGCCUGUAUGAUCAUGCAAUGCUCAGGUUUAAAUCAGGCAGCAAACUCGGGGAAAACUUUUAUGUCAGACAAGAUGGGACAAGAUCGUAUUUUUUUACUGAAGAGUUCUUAUCUCAGCUUUUCAAGACUGAGGGAUAUGAGCAAGUGGUCAAUGAAUAUGUGCAGCGAGAAACUGUGAAUAGGAAAGAAGACUUGCGUGUUCCAAGAGUUUUUCUUCAAAGCAAGUUUCAAAAGCCUUUCAGGGAGACAUAAGUUCUUGCUGAUUAGCAACAGCAUUGCAUGUUUGAAAUGGAAACUAGCACAUAAGCUGUGUGCUCAUCUUUCUGGUGAACCGAAAAUGUUGGCAUCCAGUACCUCUUGUUGGUUUCCAUCCUAGGAUACAAAAUAUGAAUUCUAUUUCUAAUUCAAUUUUCAGACAGUUUAGUGAUGCAGGCAACCUGUUGAGCAUCUGUAUUCCUGCUUCUAAAAUAAAACCUGUGCAACAUUUUUGGAGGAUCAGGUAAAGCAUAUAAAUAAACUUCCAUUUUUAUUAAAAACUGUUUUAAAAUAAGUAUCCUGUGUUCCCUGUCACUUGUGAUUUUUGAGGCUUGUUAAAGUUAUAGUAUUUCAUUUACUUUCAGUACUUGUAGGACUUCUGAGUGUACUUUCUAAGAUACAGGAAUGAAACAGACUCAGUGAGCAGUACAGUGUAAGCUGCCUUAAUAUUUUAAUAAUGGUAUCUUUUUAACAUGCUCAGCAUUUAGAUGUGUAAACAAAUGUUUAUAUUCUAAGGCAGAUCCUAUUUUAUCUGAUUUCAUGCUUGAAGAAGCAUGUUAGCAAAUCAGGUUGUAUUUAUCCCUAAUUAAUUUAGAUGUUCUUCAUGUAAUGUGCAGAAAUAUUUGAAGUUUUCCAAGUCAAUUUCCUGUUUGAAACUGAAAUCAGCAAGUUGGGAGUACUUUCUUUGAUUUGAAGUGUAGUCAGCUGCUUCUUUCCUGGGCAGAGGUCUUAAUUCUUUUCCAUCACUCCCAGGAAAGUUGUGUUGGUCUUUGCUCUUCCUGCCACUAAAAGCCACUGUGCUGCUGCUGCUGCAGAUGUAACUGCUUGAAGGAACUUCAUCCUUUCCUCACAGCUCUUUGCACUGUGGCACUUUGCACUGCAGGACCUUUUCUGUGUUCUUGGAUGAUGCAGUUUCAAAAUCAUGCCUGGGUCUUUAAGCUGCAUUCUGAGCAGCUGCGCUGCAGCAGAGGAAGCCCAGAAGUAUCCGGUGGCUUGUGCAAUGGCCUGGGCUGAUCCUGUGUAAUGUACACAGUUUGCAACAGGGGAAAUUCCAGUGAAAUACUAAGGGGAGAUCAAAUGCUGGGGCAGGGCCCAGUGAAGUUUUGGAGCCUUCAUUCUUGGGAAUACUUGGAAUAGGACUGGCCAAGGCCUUGAGCAUCCUGUGACUUUGAGGGUGGCCCUGUUCUGAGUAGGGAUUUAAUCUCUGGCUGUAUAUAAGAAUACGUGAUUGCUUGACUCACGCUGUCAUUCCACUGGACUCGUGUGUUAGAUGACCCAGUCAUACACAUCUGAUGUGGACCAGAGGUGACUUUUCCCCUCUGUUUAUGACAUAGGAUAUAAUAAUGAUUUUUUUCCCAGGAUCUUAACUCUGGGUGUAUUGCUCAUGAAACGAAAGAAGUGAUCAUUUUCCAGCCUGAAGCUUAAUGUUACAAAGUUAACCAGUCAAUUUUUUUUAACAAAUUGGAGCUGCCAAAGGUCUUAUUCAAUUGAUAUGGUUAGAAAUAAAUUUGCAACAGAUCACAAAUCUUUGGACUCAGAGAAAAAAAUGCUUAAAUCAUUCACAAUUCUCCUAAUGACCCUUUGAGGAGGGUUAUUACAUGUCAUCUCCUUUUUUUAUGGAGGGUAUUAUCCCAGAGAUUUAUGCAUUGCUGGCCCCUGCUGUGCAACCCAUUAGCUCUUUCUGCCAUGCUAGUAAUAAAUAUCUAGUAACACUUACAGUAAAUGAAAAGCUAUUGCUAAAAAGAGAUAUAACGAUGACAGCACUAUCCUAAUCUGUGCUUUCAUUAUUUGUUGGCUUUCAUCAGCACAUGUUCAUCUUUAGCAUGGCAGUUUUGCAAUGACUACCUGUAGUCUGAGCUCUAUUGAUAUUUAGUGGUGCUUGCAGCCUGUAACUCCAAGUGCCUUUCAGAACUGCAGGCUUGCUCCUUUGGGAGUAUACAGCACAUAAAUGAGACUGAAGGAAUGCCUUGCAUGGUGCUUUAUCACGGGGCUGUGUGCUUGUCAUCAUAUGCAAAGGCAAGUGCAAUGAACUGUUCAUCUCCAAAAGGAAAUGUGAGGUAGGCAAGAAUCAAAAACAUUAAUCAGAAGACCUGAAUCAGCCCAAUAGACUUUGCUAAUAGACUCAGCCACUGAGUUCCUUUUUACACUGAACUAUUGCCAGAACAAUAAUACAUGUUUUUGUGUGUGGCUAUAGCUUCAGUAUCUCUGUAUACACUUUUUUUUUGUGUAGCAGCAUGUUAAAUGGAGAGCAGUAUUUCUAACUUUUUUUAUUAUAUCUCAUUCAGUCUCAUUUCCAGUCAGACCUGCAAAGUAAAGCAGCAUGCAUUAAUGCCCCUGCCACAAAGAUCUUCUGCUAUAGUUCUCAUAAAGCAGAUGUUAUUUUGAGAUGAAUGGUCAGAAGGGUUAAUUUAGUUUCUAUGACUCUGCUUCUGUGAACUUUAAAUCAUGGCAAAUUUUUGUAACUGUGGUAAAGUUUGAGGAAGUUGAGUCAGCUUCAAGAAAUCCUUGCCUCAUCAUGUGAGACAUAGUAACUGAUGGGGUGCAUGUGGUUGCUGCAGUGCUGAGUAAAGUGGAUCUACUCCCCGGACUCUUCAGCCAUCCCAAGCUCAAGUAAGCUCACCAGCAGCACAUGCCAGCAAUACCUGUACCCUGUAUCCUUGAACAAACUGCAGUGAUAGGAUAAGCAGUUACUGGCUCAGACCGAAAGAGGGGAAAUUGAAGUUAGAUGUAUGGAAAAAAUUCUUUACUGUGAGAGUGGUGAAGCACCAGAGCAGGUUGCCCAAAGAGGCUGGGGAUUCUCCAUCACUGGCAGUGUUGGAUGGGGCUCUAAGAACCAUGGCAGGGGGAUUGGAAUCUGAUGAUCUUUAAGGUCCUUUCCAACCCAAGCCAUUCUGUGUAGAGCUGUCCUUAGGGAGAUGUAGUAAUCAGGGAUAAUGGUGUUAAAAUGACUUGAAAAAAGCAUAUAUGCACUGAAUCAUGCUCAUCUUGCACAAGCAAGCCACUCUGCUGUGAUUGUAAUAAAUGUCCUGAUGGUUCUUUGAUUUGUCUGCAGUCAGUGCAGGCUGCUGAGAUGACUCAGUUGUCUGUAGAAGACCUGCUUUUUGUUCCCCUUAAGAUGAACUAGCUGCUUUAUUUGGCAAGGAUAAGUAGUAAGUUCCUUUAUGCCAACAUCCUGUUCUGAGCAAUAUUUAGGAUAGAAGGAAAUAAUUGUUGAAGUAAUGGGACUGAGAAAACCCAAUUUUUUUAAUGAUUUGGUGCCCUGAGCUUACAUUCUCUGAUGUUUAAUAAAGUAUGAACUUGGAUUAGGGUUUUUCCUGAAGUCAGGGAGUCCUAAAUGACACUUUUCAGUGUGGGAUUCUCUGAUGUCUCCUCCUGGAACUGGACAGCAUGUAUUAAGGAAUGAUGUUAAAUGAGCAGUGAGGACAUGGGUAUGGUCUGGCUGUCAUCUGUUUUCAUCAAAUUUACAGAAGUAUGAAGUCUUUGAGUUCUCUGACAUGGUGUGUCCUUUCUGUCAAAGGACAGCUUCUGACAAAUUUGGUUGAUGUUGUCUGAUGUGUGACAACAAGCCACGACUAGACAGAAAUCCACACAGGUAUUAUGUCUAUACUAUGUGGAUACUGCAUUUCUUUCAUUAGAAGUAUGAACUACUGAGAAAAAAGCAUAUAUGAGUAUACUGAGAGACACAAAUUAAAAAUUAGGAAGUGCUUUAUGGAAGAGUUAGUUGAAAUAUAUAUAUAUAUAUAUUUGGAGAGGAUAUCAGUGUUGAGCAUCAGUGUGUGAAGGAAAAUGGAAGAUUAUGUUUAAAUUUCUAGGGGAAAAAAAAUCCCUGAGUUUCACAGAUCAGGGAUGACAUAUAAUUAAAUAAGCUGUUCAUCUAAAAAGUGAAAUUUUGAAAAUGGAAGCCUGCAGGUUCCAAAAUUAGGCUGAUGUUCCAGGGAGGCAGGAAGGUGGCAUCUGAUUGUGUAUGGUAUUAGUAACACAUGCAAGACUCUGUGGGAAGCAGAGUUUUAUAUUGCAAAGAUAUUGCUGAGAUACAAUUAGUGAAAAUAGAUAAGUAUUUUUUAAGGAGUUUUGCCUUACCACAGUAUAGCUGUGAUGAAUUUUUCACUGGUUAUGAUUGUUAUUAGGAAAGAUUGUGAGCCAUUUCAAACAUUUGGGAGCAAGCAUUUGCUAGUUAUACACACUGCAAAAACAUCUGACCCUUGGGUGCAGUAGGCUCAGGAUAUGAGUGUGUUUGUGCUCUGUGUUUGUAAUGUGAAUUCAUUUAUUAGAGCGCAGGCAGAUGGUGAGCCUGCACUGUGGGGAGGCACACAGAGCCAUUGCCUGCAAAGAUAGAAGCUAUUAGCCAGGUAAGAUGUUCCAUUAGGGAACCUUUUUCAUUCCCACUUCCUAGGCUGAUGUGCACUGUUCAUUGUGUUUGCAGCAGGGUGCUGUGAAAUCAGGGAAGACAAGGGCACAAGAAAAAGACUACGUGAUUCUUCCAAAUUAAUAGUGAUUUUGUGUAUUUCUACUUAAAUGAUUCUGUUUGUGAUCAUUUACUCUCUUUCCCAGCAAAUUUUAGGUCUCAUUCUUGAAAAAUUAGAUUGCUUUUGAAAGUCUUUGCCAAAGACAUAGGCUUAACUUAUAUGCUUGAAAAAUAUAUGAUGUGGAAUAUUCAGAAAGGCAGCUGUGUGACUGAAAAUACAAAUCCAGCUCUGUUUUCCUCCUUUGACUUGAAAAAAGCUUUAUUCUUCACUGUCACUUCAGUGCUUUUUCACAGUUCCCACUUUGAGGUGCUGUGCUGUCUUAAGUUAGAUGGCACCAAUCAACUGCAGCUCUGGUUUCUGAUGCCUGUAGCAUCCAGAGAAGUUAGAAUGGAAAUAAAUGAGGGUAGCUACCGGGAAAAGUCAGAAAGUAGGCAAAUUACAGGUAGACAAGCCUGCUGACUGUCUAGGCCCCACUCAGUAUUUUUCCACAGCCCAUUUCUCUGGACCCUUGGAUUGCUGCUGUAAACUUGGUACAGCAGAGAAGCUGCUGUUCAAAGGGAUGAUGAUAUCUUCAUACAUAUGGGAUUGUUGUGCAUCUGAAAUGUAAGGAUAUUCAUGUGCUUUUUUGGGAUUUUUCCUCCCCAAAUUUGUCUUCUAACUUCUGUUUGAAAUAGGACACUGAAUUGGAUUUUUUAUCAUCUAAUAAAAGCCUUUUUCAUUACAAUGUAA